Molecule: messenger RNA, 1665 nt
Organism: Trichoderma breve
Lineage: Eukaryota; Fungi; Ascomycota; Sordariomycetes; Hypocreales; Hypocreaceae
Exons: 2
Coding region: 1-1665 (554 amino acids)
Biological process (GO): GPI anchor biosynthetic process
Cellular component (GO): endoplasmic reticulum
Source: RefSeq, a predicted model, not a curated record
AUGUUAGUCGCGGCUUUCCUGCGCAAUGGCUUGGGCCUCUUGGUGCCUGUGGCGAUAGCCUGUACGAUUUACCUCUAUCUUUAUCCCUUCUUCGGUGGUUGCGCGUUUCCCCUGCCCUCGAGAGACGCCCACGAAGCCUUUGAGGCAACCAAACGACUCCAUUGGCCCUUCAACGAGACCCAAACCGAUGCAGAUCAUGUGCCUACUCAACUUGCUCCCUUUCGACUCCUCGCUCUGGGCGAUCCUCAGCUCGAAGGAGACACUUCGGUCGCGACGGUCAUCCUGGGCACAUUCCCCCACGUAAUCAGCAUCUACAAGCAUCUCACCUUUCAGACGGAACACUGGUGCUUUCGAGAGCGCAUCCGCUGGACGGUGCACGAUAUCGUCGACAUAUUUUUCGAGGACAUUCCCUAUUACCUUGACUCUUGGCGCAAACGCCUCGAUCUCUUCGGCAACGACUUCUACCUCAACCACAUCUAUAGAACCCUACACUGGUGGUCGCGCCCGACACACGUAAGCGUUCUUGGCGAUCUUUUGGGCAGUCAGUGGAUCGAAGACGAUGAAUUCGAGAAGCGAGGCCACAGAUUCUGGGAGAGGACUUUCCGCGGCGGAGAGAGAGUGCCGGAUGAUAUCGCCACGUGGCCAGCGCACGAAUAUGAUUUGACGGGCAUGCUGGACGGAUCCGAGGCGGAGGAGAUCUGGACAAAGAGAAUCAUCAACGUUGCUGGCAACCACGAUAUCGGAUAUGCUGGAGACUUGACUGCCGAGCGAUUGUUGCGGUUCGAGCGUGUCUUUGGCAAGGUCAACUACGAGCUUCGAUUCGGAAUUCCCAUCAACGACUCGGAUGUGUUGGCCACCAUUCAUAACGACCAAACAAACCCCCACUCUCCCCGCCUGGAACCCGAGAUCCGUAUCGUUGUUCUCAAUGACAUGAAUCUCGACACUCCUGCCAAGGACACUGACCUGCAAGAUGAGACGUACAAAUUCAUCAACGCCGUCAUCGGAACCUCAGCCGCCGUCGAAUACUCGGGCAUCUUCACCCUCGUCCUGACCCAUAUUCCGCUGUAUAAACCUGAGGGCGUCUGCGUCGACGCACCAUUUUUCGACUUUCACGGCGCAGAGGACGGAGGUGGUGUGAAGGAGCAGUAUCUCCUGAGUUUGGACGCAAGCAAAGGCUUCCUCGAGGGAUUCUACGGCAUGAACAAAGACCCCUACGCGGCCGGUGCCGGACGAGGCCGCAAGGGCUUGAUCCUCAACGGACACGAUCACGAGGGCUGUGACACAUACCACUUCAUCAACCAGACAAACGGCACGGAUCCUAGCAGACGAGAGAUUACGGUGCGUAGCAUGAUGGGCGACUUUAGCGGCAAUGCGGGCCUUCUCAGUAUGUGGUUCAACCAAGAGACGUGGGAGUGGGAGUACGAGUUUGUCAAUUGUCGUCUGGGCACACAGCACUUUUGGUGGUUUGUCCACUUUUUGGAUUUGGGAGUCGUCAUCGCUUUCCUGGUGUACAUUGUUGUGAGCAUUCUGGGGUUUGUAGGUGUUGAUGUGGACGCACGCUUCUUUCAGCUGGUUGCCUGGAUAUGGCGCAAGUUGGCUCCGGCAUGGUUGAGGAGGAGGGAUGACGCGGCGACACAGAACGGACAUGCUAGGAUAAAAGGGUGA